CGGUUCCUGUGUGUUUGUGUGUGUGCCACACAUAAUUCCUCUCUCCUUGAUGAAUCAUCUGGCCACUAUAUUUUUAAUCUCUCUUUGCUCGUUUGGUGUGUUUCUCCUGUUGUUUUUAAGGGUUUGGUUGGCUCAGCAUAGCUUUCCCAAAUCUUUGUUUUUCUUCUAACCUUGUUCCUCUCUCUUUCUCGCCCGAGCCAUUUCUCCGCGACCUCUUCUUCUCCCUCGCUUGGCACGGUGUGCUAGCUUCCAUAUCUCUUCCUCUUUUGAUUAGUUCCUUCUUCUGCCGUCUCGCGGUUGCUUCUGUGUUUGUUUGCAUCAGAAGCGGCCGGAGGAGAGGCAGAUAGAUAAACAGUGCCAGCCAUGUCGCCUCCUCUGUGACUUAAAUUGGACUGAAUUGAUCAGGUGGCUGCGCCUCACCUGAAGCCAACAAAGUAAGCAGCGAGAGGACGCGCCGCCAGGGUAGGGAGAGCAAGCUAUAUAUCUAGCUGUGCUGUGCUGUAGUGAUCGAUCUCUCCCUGUUGUUUUGCGGGGAUGGCGGCCGCCUCGUCCGCACCCUUCUUUGGGCUCGGCGACACGCAGAUGCCGCCGCCGCAGAAUCCCACCAAUCCAGCCCUCCACCACCACCCCAACCCCUCCCCCGCUCCCGUCGCCGCCGCCGCGCCCGCGCCGAAGAAGAAGAGGAACCAGCCUGGAAACCCAAAUCCAGAUGCGGAGGUGAUAGCGCUGUCGCCGCGGACGCUGAUGGCGACCAACAGGUUCGUGUGCGAGGUGUGCAACAAGGGGUUCCAGCGGGAGCAGAACCUGCAGCUGCACCGGCGAGGGCACAACCUGCCGUGGAAGCUGAAGCAGAAGAACCCCAAGGAGGCUCGCCGGCGCGUGUACCUGUGCCCGGAGCCGUCGUGCGUCCACCACGACCCGUCGCGGGCCCUCGGCGACCUCACCGGGAUCAAGAAGCACUACUGCCGCAAGCACGGCGAGAAGAAGUGGCGCUGCGACAAGUGCUCCAAGCGCUACGCCGUGCAGUCCGACUGGAAGGCCCACUCCAAGACCUGCGGCACCCGCGAGUACCGCUGCGACUGCGGCACCCUCUUCUCCAGGAGGGACAGCUUCAUCACCCACCGCGCCUUCUGCGACGCGCUGGCGCAGGAGAACGCGCGCAUGCCGCCCAUCGGCGCCGGCGUAUACGGCGGCGCCGGCAACAUGACACUUGGGCUCACCGGCAUGGCCGCCCCGCAACUUCCCGCCGGCUUCCCUGAUCAGGCCGGCCAGCCGUCGGCGUCGGCCGGCGAUGUCCUCCGCCUCGGCGGCGGCAGCAAUGGCGCCUCUCAGUUUGAUCACCUCAUGGCCUCGUCGUCGGGCUCCUCCAUGUUCCGCUCGCAGGGAUCGUCGUCCUCCUCGUUCUACCUCGCCAAUGGCGCCGCCCAUCAUGCUCCCGCUCAGGACUUCGGCCCGGAGGACGGCCAGUCUCAGGCCGGCCAGGGCUCGCUGCUCCACGGCAAGCCGGCGGCGUUCCAUGACCUGAUGCAGCUCCCCGUGCAGCACCAGCAAAGCGGCAAUGGUAACCUCCUCAACCUUGGCUUCUUCUCCGGCAGCAAUGGCGGCGUCGACCAGUUCAACGGCGGCGCUGGAAACGGCGGGCAGGGCAGCAUCGUUACUUCUAGCGGCCUCGCCGGCAACCACGGCGGCGGCGGCGGCGGCUUCCCUUCUCUGUACAACUCGUCCGAACCGGCCGGUACACUGCCGCAGAUGUCGGCGACGGCGCUCUUGCAGAAGGCUGCCCAGAUGGGUGCAACGACGAGCAGCUACAACGCCGGCGGCGCCGGUGGCGCGAGCUCGCUGCUCCGUGGAGCUAGCUCCCACGGGAUCAGCGUCGGUGAAGGGCCGGCCAACGAGAGGUCGUCGUACCAGAAUCUCAUCAUGGGCUCCAUGGCGAGCGGCGGCGGUGGCGCGGGUUUCGCCGGUAGCUUCUCCGGCGCGUCUGGAUUCGGUGGCGCCGUCGACGACGGCAAGCUGAGCACGAGGGACUUCCUCGGCGUCGGCGUCGUCCAGGGCAUCAGCGGCUCGGCGGCAAUGGGGCCGCCGCGCCAUGGCGCGGCCGGCCUCCACGUCGGCUCACUGGACCCGGCAAACAUGAACUGAAGUCAUCACAGAGAAGAAAAAAAACAAUAGAAGACGGAAGGAGAUGAUCAUGCUGCUAAUUUCAUUUCAUCAUAUCAGAAUUAGUCAAGAAACUGGAGGUAAUUAAUUAAGAAGAGAAAAGCGAUUUCAAUCCAUGCAAGAUGGAUGUUUCUGGGGAAAUCUGGAGCUGUUAAUGGUGAGUCGUAGUUGCUAGCUAGCUAGCCAGAGCUGGGAGGAAUAAUAAUAAUACCUGGAUUAAGUGGCCAGAACUUAAUUUUGUACCGGUACAUUUCGUUUGUUUUUCAUGUACUUUUGGCAGGGAAAUGGGUCUCUUUUGAUGUGAAGUCAUCAUGUGAAGGCCUGACCCCAGACUAGAAUCAAUUCAAGCGCGCGCUGUGCCUGGAUUAAUUAAUCUUGGAGUUUUAUUGCU
Molecule: messenger RNA, 2551 nt
Organism: Oryza sativa Japonica Group (Japanese rice)
Lineage: Eukaryota; Viridiplantae; Streptophyta; Magnoliopsida; Poales; Poaceae
Product: protein indeterminate-domain 5, chloroplastic
Cellular component (GO): nucleus
Molecular function (GO): DNA-binding transcription factor activity
Source: RefSeq, a predicted model, not a curated record